Molecule: messenger RNA, 2923 nt
Organism: Notolabrus celidotus (New Zealand spotty)
Lineage: Eukaryota; Metazoa; Chordata; Actinopteri; Labriformes; Labridae
Product: nitric oxide-associated protein 1-like
Exons: 9
Coding region: 210-2318 (702 amino acids)
Molecular function (GO): GTP binding
Source: RefSeq, a predicted model, not a curated record
UGUUAAUGUACCUGUUGGUCACGUGCUCGGUCACAUAGUCAGUCCUGAAUCAAAGAUUUAAUUUAGUUUUAAUUUAAAAACAAAAAAAAACUCUAAAACGGAACAUAAACACGUGACGCGUUUGACGUCACAUCCGACCAGGAAGUAAAACACAGCAGCGGAGGAGUCUCGUGUGUUUGGAGCUCCAAGGUGAGCUCGUUGACUGAAACAUGCUGCAGGUGUUUCAGGUGAGUGUCCGCCGGGCGGUGCUGAGGGGGGGCGGACUCCUGACCCGCCCGGUCCCCGCUCCGGGACCAGGUCGGUCCGUGACCCGGCAGCUGUGCAGCAGAGCCCAGAGGACGGUCCGGAGCUGCACUGUGGACCCGAACCUGGAGGAGCAGUUCGUGUUCGUGGACUAUACAGGUGAGGAGGUGGAGCCCUCCCUGUCCUCCCUCCCUACUGCUCCUCCUGAGGCUCCUCCUCCUCCUGAGGCUCCUCCUCCUCAGAGACACCUGAGGUCUCUGGAGCGACAGCUGCAGGUGUUGAGUGGCGUGGCUCAGCAGGGGGCGGAGCCUGACUCUGUGAUUGAGUUCCAUGACGUGGACUUUCCUCUGGAUGAGAGCGUCAUCGCAGCGACGAAGAAGAAGAAGAAGAAAAAGAGGGCGGAGCCAGGCGAGCAGCGGGUCUUUGGGACUCCUGAUGUAGACGAACCGUUCAGUGACACCUGCUGCUCGGGCUGCGGCGCCGUCCUGCACUGCACCGCCGCCUCCGUGCCGGGUUACCUGCCUAGCGAGAAGUACAAGGUGCUGCUGCAGGAGGAGGGUCUAGGCGGGGCUACCUGUCAGCGCUGCUACCUGCUGACGCAUCAUCACAAAGCGCUGAACCUGGAGGUCUCUGCAGACCAGUAUAGAGAGGUGGUGCAAAGGCUCCGCCCCCUCAAAGCUCUGGUCCUGCUAAUUGUGGACCUGCUGGACGUGCCCGACUCCAUCAUCCCCCACCUGCCCGAGCUCGUGGGGACAAACAAACACGUCAUCGUCCUCGGCAACAAGGUGGACCUGCUGCCGGGAGACUCGCCGAACUACCUGCAGAGGAUCCGGCGCCAGCUCUCAAGGUACUGCGAGGACGCAGGCUUCGGACCCCAGGUGAGCGACAUCCACCUGAUCAGCGCCAAGACGGGCUACGGCGUGGAGCGUCUGAUCUCCAGCCUGCAGAGGUCCUGGAGGUACAAAGGGGACGUGUACCUAGUGGGCGGGGCCAACGCCGGCAAGUCCACACUCUUCAACACGCUGCUCGAGUCCGACUACUGCAAGUCCAGAGCCCCAGACCUGAUCCACAAGGCCACCAUCUCACCCUGGCCCGGGACGACUCUGAACCUGCUGAAGUUUCCCAUCAUCAACCCGACCCCGUUCAGGAUGUUCAAACGACAGGAGCGGCUGAGCGAGGCGUCGCAGCAGACGGAGGGCGAGCUGACGGAGGACGAGCUGAAGAGGCUCAAACAGUUCAGCAGGCAGGGCUACCUCGUGGGUCGGGUUGGAAGAACGUUCCGCUCGGAUGUGAGGUCCAGACAGGACGAGAUCCAGUUUGAUCCGGACACUUUGGCUUUCGGAGAAGACGAGGACGGAGAGAAGAAGGUCACAGGUACCAGCAGGUCACCUGAUGAGUUCUCCUUCAAUGAGCUGAAAGAUGCUCACUGGCUGUUCGACACACCGGGGAUCAUGAAGGAGAGAGACAUCCUGGCGAUGUUGACUGAACAGGAAGUGAUGUCAGUGGUUCCGUCUAAGGCGUUGGUUCCGAGAACGUUUGUGUUGAAGCCCGGUUUCAGUCUGUUGGUGGGAGCGCUGGCCCGGAUCGACUUCCUGCAGGGGGGAAAGUCCUGCUGGUUCUCGGUCCUGGUCUCUGCUCGGGUACCGAUCCACGUCACCAGUCUGGAGAAGGUUGACAGUGUUUAUGAGAAACAUGCGGGGGGAGUCCUGCUGGGGGUUCCUCAGGGAGGGGCGGAGCGCAUGAAGACGUUUCCUACGUUGGUUCCCAAGGAGGUCAAACUGGAGGGGCGGGGCUACCUGGAGGCCAUUGCUGACAUCACACUGUCGUCUGCAGGAUGGGUGGCGGUGACGGCAGCGGCAGGUGAGCAGGUGACGUUGAGGGUCCAUGGUCCGGAGGCGGCGGGUUAUGGUGUGAGGACGCCGCCGCUGCUCCCUCACGUGGUUUCUCUGAAAGGUGAACGCGUCAAGAAAUCUGCCGCCUACAAACCAAUCAAACCGUCCGGACUGAUCGACUCCGGACUGUCGGCCCGCGGAGCGGAGAGGCUGCAGGUGAAGAAGAAGAAGAAGAAGGAGUGAUGCACACAGGGACAGGUGGGAGCCCUCGUCAUCGUUCCACAGCAGAGCCAGUUUUUACCUCCAGGCUCUGAAUGACUUUAGAGAUCAGAAACUCUGCCUGCAGCAGAUGUGCUCAUCCUGCAGCAGGUGUGCUCAUCCUGCAGCAGGUGAUCACCAUGCGGCAGGUGUGUUCGUCCCGCAGCAGGUGUGCUCACCCUGCAGAUUUUUUUCUAACUUGUUAUUUUUGAAGAUAUUUAAGUGUGUGUGUGUGUGUGUGUGUGUGUGAUGAACUUAGAACAGCAGAGGUCUUUGAUAAAUCUUUAUUCAAAAGGAGCAGAACAGAGUUACAGAUCAAACUGAGCUGUUAGUUUGGUUAGACUGUUGAAGUGAAAGUCCUGCAGACAGACCGCCUCCCUGAGGACAGGUGUCUACCAGAGACCUGUCUCCUGAUCUGAGAGGACACCUGUCCUCAGGCACUACCAGGAGGAAGGUGGUGUUAGUUUCUAAAGGUUUAACUCCAGAGAGAGGACAGUGUGUGUUUACUCAGGUUAUACACCACGUGUUUAUUGUCCCAUGAGUUCAUCCUCAGAGCUGAUCAAUAAUCAAUAAACAUUAAAAACAUGUAA